This is a messenger RNA of Uloborus diversus, 1286 nucleotides long. RefSeq names its product ubiquinone biosynthesis protein COQ4 homolog, mitochondrial-like. The coding region runs from base 160 to 978 and encodes 272 amino acids. Gene Ontology annotation, cellular component: mitochondrion; mitochondrial inner membrane. The record is from RefSeq and is a predicted model, not a curated record. The transcript is spliced from 7 exons. Lineage: Eukaryota; Metazoa; Arthropoda; Arachnida; Araneae; Uloboridae. Gene Ontology annotation, biological process: ubiquinone biosynthetic process.
GCUGCGAAUUUGGUUGUGUGUUCAAAAUUACGUAAAAUGAUAUGAACCUUUUCUAAACCAUUUUUUUUUUGUCAAAAAAGCAUUUUCUUCCAAAAAGUGUAUGUGCAGUUUUUGACUGAUUGCUGUCUUUCUGCCGAGUAAAAACUAAAAAACGCCGUUAUGACUGCAAUGUUUGUCAACAAACUUAACAUGGGAUUAGUUAACCGAGUUAUCAGUAAUGUUCGUUUAAUCUGUUCUGCUCAUGGACAUGAUUCACACCCUGAAAAGGAAGAGCCUUCGUUGCAUGGGAAAAUGCAGAGGACGGCAUUAUACCAGAGUCAUAUUCCUACUACACUCAUCCAGAAGAUUCUCCUUACCCUGGGGUCGUCUGUAGUUUCAAUAAGUGAUCCAUAUCGUCAUGAUAUGGUAGCUGUAUUAGGUGAAACUACCGGAUAUUUAUCGGCUAAGAAAAUCAGAGAUAUAAUGCUUCAAGACGUUGAAGGUAGUGCCAUAUUAAGUGACCGACCAAGAAUAAGCUCUGAAACCAUUGAUUUUCAAUACUUGAAAUCACUCCCAGUAGGAACAUUUGGUCAUGCAUACAUGAAAUUUCUGAAUGAUAAUAAAGUUACUCCUGAUACAAGGCAACCUGUGCAUUUUGUUGACGAUGUUGAUUUAGCCUACAUUAUUCAGCGCUAUAGAGAAGUUCAUGACUUUGUUCAUACAUUACUCUGUAUGCCAACAAAUAUACUUGGUGAAAUUGCAGUGAAAUGGGUUGAAGCGAUUCAGACUGGUCUUCCAAUGUGUGCUGCAGGAGCUCUUUUUGGUCCUCUUCAAUUGCGGCCAAAACAAAGAAAACUCUAUGUAGAAACAUACCUUCCUUGGGCACUGGAAUGCGGACAUAAAGCCAAGUUUCUGAUGAAUGUUUAUUUUGAAAAGAGAUGGGAACAAAAUAUAACCACUUUAAGAACUGAAUUAAAUAUUCCUGAGCCCCCUCUCUGAAACGCCACUGUCAUUAGGAUCUAGACAUGGGCUAUUGAGAUUAGAUGUUCUUUUUUUUGGAGUAUGUUAUGAUCUUAAAGGCAACAUGCUCCAAUCCAUAUGUACAAAUAAUAAUGUAAAAACGAGUAGUAUAUUUUCGUUUUUGCAGAAUGUGGAUGGAUACCCGACACAAGGAUCUGUAGCACAGGAGUUGAUGCAAAGAGCUGCAAAUGUUGUUAUUAAAGAUGAUACAGCAAUAAAAACUUGCCAAAGAAUGAGAUAUUUGUCAUUUGAUUUUUUAAUUUUUGUAAAGAAAUUGAAAUACUAAA